Panthera uncia (snow leopard) is the source of this 2648-nucleotide messenger RNA. RefSeq names its product microtubule associated protein 7 (gene MAP7). The transcript is spliced from 19 exons. The record is from RefSeq and is a predicted model, not a curated record. Gene Ontology annotation, biological process: microtubule cytoskeleton organization. Lineage: Eukaryota; Metazoa; Chordata; Mammalia; Carnivora; Felidae. The coding region runs from base 162 to 2489 and encodes 775 amino acids. Gene Ontology annotation, cellular component: microtubule cytoskeleton.
AGGUGCCGCAGCAGGAAGAAGCUGGGAUCUGACUGAACAGGGGAUCUAUUACAAGUGCUCAAAUGAACCGGCAGCUUGGAAACUAGCAGCUUCCUGGGAGCUGCAAUUACAUAAGCAUAUAUUUUUAAUAUAAUAAUAAUUAAAAACCAAGUAGCCGCGGUAUGCCUGGAUCAGCUACAGCUAUCCGACAAGAGAGACUGAAGAAGACCAGUGCAAGGCCAAUUCCCCUUGGUUUAUUCACCAUUAAUGAGGAAGAUGAACAGCAAAAGAAUGGAAAUUCCAGAAGACCUAAAGCACCUGACAGCUACAAAGUGCAUGAUAAGAAAACCGCCUCCAACCGGCCCUCUGCUAUUUCAGGACAAAAUAGCAACUACUCAGGAAAUAAACCAGACCCUCCUCCCGUGCUGCGGGUUGACGACCGGCAGCGGCUGGCCCGGGAGCGGCGCGAGGAGCGGGAGAAGCAGCUAGCUGCGAGAGAAAUCAUCUGGUUAGAAAGGGAAGAGCGAGCCCGGCAGCACUAUGAAAAGCACCUGGAAGAGCGGAAGAAGAAGCUGGAAGAGCAGAGGCUGAAGGAGGAGCGGAGGAGGGCUGCUGUGGAGGAAAAGCGGAGGCAGAGACUGGAGGAAGACAAAGAACGCCAUGAAGCUGUUGUACGGCGUACAAUGGAAAGGAGCCAGAAGCCAAGACAGAAGCAUAACCGCUGGUCAUGGGGAGGCUCUCUCCAUGGGAGCCCCAGCAUCCACAGUGCAGAUCCAGACAGGCGGUCAGUUUCCACCAUGAAUCUUUCGAAACAUGUCGAUCCCGUCAUUAGCAAGCGGCUCUCCUCUUCAUCUGCAACUUUACUAAAUUCUCCAGAUAGAGCUCGCCGCCUGCAGCUCAGCCCAUGGGAGAGCAGCGUUGUUAACAGACUGCUGACGCCCACACAUGCGUUCCUGGCCAGAAGCAAAAGCGCGGCUGCCUUGUCUGGAGACCCAGCAUCUUGCAGCCCCAUCAACAUCAUGCCCUACAAAGCUGCACACUCUAGAAAUCUGACGGAUCGACCCAAAUUCUUGGUAACACCGCCAGAGGGCUCUGCGCGAAGGAGGACUGUUCAUGGCACAGUGGGCUAUAAAAGAGACAGAGAGAGAGAAAACCUCCCGUUCCAACCCACGUGUGGCAUUCGGAGGGCUCUGUCUCCAUCUCAUCCCAAAGUAAGAUCACCAGGGCCCUCCCGACUUUGGCUUCCAUCCAAGUCCUUUCCUCAUCUGCCUGGCACACCCAGACCAGCCUCCUCCUUGCCUCCCGGAUCAGUCAAAGCUACCCCUGCCCAGGUCCGGCCCCCAUCCCCUGGCAACAUCCGCCCUGUCAAGAGAGAAGUCAGAGUGGAAUCUGAGAGAAAAGAACCCGAGAAGGAACCCCAGAAAGUUGCCAGUGAGCCAUCACUUAAGGGCAGAGCACCUUUAGUGAAGGUGGAAGAAGCCACAGUUGAAGAGGGGACACCUGUCAAACCAGAGGCUGCUCCUGUUGGUUUUCUCGUUGUACCUGUUUGUACAGCUGCUUCAGCCCCAGCCGUGGCCCCCGCCGCCCCCGCUCCAGCGCCGGUCCCAGCCCCAGCCUCAGCCCCAGCAUCACCAUCCACUGUGACUGCUUGCGCUUCUCCCAAGACCUCUGCCGGCACCACCGACCCGGAAGAGGCCACGAGGCUGCUAGCUGAGAAGAGGCGGCUGGCCCGGGAGCAGAGAGAGAAGGAGGAAAGGGAGAAGAGGGAGAGGGAAGAGCUGGAAAGACAAAAGAAAGAGGAGCUGGCGCAGAAGGUGGCGGAGGAGCGGGCGCGGCGCGAGGAGGAGGCCCGCCGGCUGGAGGCCGAGCAGGCCCGGCAGCGGGAAGAGCAGCUGCGCCGGCAAGCGGAGGAGGAGCGUGAGCGGCGCGAGCGCGAGGGCGAGGAGCGCGCGCAGAAGCAGAAGGAAGAAGAAGCUCGCGUUCGGGAGGAAGCAGAGAGGGUUCGGCAGGAGCGGGAGAAGCACUUCCAGAGAGAAGAGCAGGAGCGCCUGGAAAGAAAGAAGCGACUUGAGGAGAUUAUGAAAAGAACAAGACGAACAGAACCUACAGAUAAGAAAACUGUUGAUCAGAGAAACGGAGAUAUAACCAAGGGAGCUCUCACUGGAGAAACAGUGGUAUCUGCCCUUCCGUGUCUGACAGACUCUUCAGGAAAUGGAGAACCAGUGGCCAGCCCACAUGCCGUUACCUCACACCAAUCAAAAGUGACUGUGGAGAGUACUCCCAAUUUGGAAAAACAACCAAGUGAAAAUGGAGUAUCUGUUCAGAAUGAAAAUUUUGAGGAAAUUAUAAACUUACCCAUUGGAUCUAAAUCAUCCAGAUUAGAUGUCGCCAACAGUGAGAGCCCAGAAAUUCCUUUGAAUCCAAUUUUGGCCUUUGAUGAUGAAGGGACACUUGGGCCCCUGCCUCAGGUAGAUGGUGUUCAAACACAACAGACAGCAGAAGUUAUAUGAGCAUUUCUUCUGAAGAACCAAAGCAGAAAUUUAAUAAGAAUUUCUACAAUUAAUGGAAUUCCUUCCAUGCUAUAAAGGAGCAUCCCCAUCUUCCAGUUUUCUAAAGAUUUCUUGACCAUCCUUUUGAAAAGACUUUAUUAAAGUCAGCUAAAGACAACA